AUGCCAGAAAACAUAUCCCUAAUUCGUAUCUACCUCGCCUCUUCAAACGCCUCCAAGAAUACGGAAAUUUUGGAUGAUGUUGGCCAUUUCGAGAGUGUUGAGUUAUCAAUACUUCUAUGUGAAGUUAAUUUGGAAACUGCUUCCAGGAUGUAUACAAUAUUUGGAGUUGCUGGAACAAUUAGAUUGCUUGCAGGGACAUAUGUAUUGGUCAUAACUUCUCGCAAGGAGGUUGGAACUUACCUUGGUUAUCCUAUCUUCAGAGUCAUGUCUAGGAAGUUCUUAUGCUGUAAUGAAGGUUUAAGUAAUCUUAAUAAUCAGCAAUAUGAUGGAUUCAAGUCAUCAUUUUUACAGGUCCGAGGUUCAAUUCCUCUAUUGUGGGAACAAAUUAUUGAUUUAAGUUAUAAACUGCGUCUUGCUGUUAUUGAGCAUCAAGAUACAGUAAUUUUAACCUUGUGUUUAACUGGAUGCAUCCCAUGGUGGUGA
Lactuca virosa is the source of this 483-nucleotide messenger RNA. The record is from the annotation of a GenBank genome assembly. Lineage: Eukaryota; Viridiplantae; Streptophyta; Magnoliopsida; Asterales; Asteraceae.